Westerdykella ornata is the source of this 1324-nucleotide messenger RNA. RefSeq lists its product as uncharacterized. NCBI's taxonomy places the organism in Eukaryota, Fungi, Ascomycota, Dothideomycetes, Pleosporales, Sporormiaceae. The transcript has a single exon. The coding region runs from base 491 to 1021 and encodes 176 amino acids. The record is from RefSeq and is a predicted model, not a curated record.
GCUAUCCGACAAGUGUUUCGCAUAUGCUCACAGCACUGAACGACAGCGCGUUAAUAGAUAGGGAUCCAGAAGCCGUUCUCACCCGCCCAACCUCGGUCGCCAAUUACGUCUCUGUUUGGUUGCUUAGUAGGCCUCAUUCAUCAUGGGCCCGAGACCGGCACUGGUUCAAUCUCGCCAGGAAAAGAACAGUGAAACGGCCGCUCGACUGAGAGACAAUAAGCGCCGACAUCGUGCUCGGCAGAAAGAGUACGUCCUAGACCUCGAGCGGAGGGUGACAGAGGCACGCGAGCAGGGGGUUCAGGCAACAAAAGAAGUGCAACUGGCGGCUCAGCGGGUUGUGCGUGAGAAUGCCGGGCUGAGAGACUUGCUUAGGCGAUCAGGGUACACCGACAACGCCAUCGAUGUUUGGCUGCGGGAGCAUGGCUACUUACAUGGUGGGGAGCGCCCUCAGGUCACGUUGGAAUCGAUGCCGGGAAUGAAUUCAAAUAAGAUGCCAUCAACAUGUGAGGCACGGACAGGACAGACGCUUGAAGCUCAGAAUGCGUGCGUCAAGGAAAGGGAGCCGGGCCAGAAGGAGACGCCUGACAGAGGAGCGCAUUUGACUACAACCCCUCCUCGUAGUACGGAGUCACAUAGUGAGAAGCCGGAUGCGGUUCCCACCAAAGCAUGCACGGGUACCUGCACCAAGGCUUCCUCGCUACCCGGAAAUCCGGACAGUACCACGGCUCCCUGCAAACUCCUCACCCUGCUUGAGAAAGACCCAACGGCAGAUAUCACGCAAGUGCCGCUUCCGACACAAACGGACAAGCAACCUUGCAAAACCAGCAACCCCGAAGACUGCAGCUCUGAUGGCGUGGAGUGCGCUACGGCUUACAAAAUGCUCAUGCAGUAUGCCACUUCUGACGAGAAGAUGGGCAGAAUUGCUGCGGCGUUAGAAAGCGGAUGCACGCCAUCUGCGGCAGGUGGAUGCAAGGUGAAGAAGAGCGUGGUGUGGUCGGUUUUGGAUGAAGAAUGCACUUGAGCUUUAUUUCACCGUUUAUGAUUAGCGGCGUUCCUAUGAGAUUCCAGUUAGUACCGUGUUAUACGAAUAUCGUUGCCACCUUAUGGGGAAAGAUGAAGAAGUGGAAAGCAGUUUUCGUCGUAUGAUCUUAAUUAACCCUUCGAAAAGGGUAUAGGGAAUGAAGCAAACGGGUUUCGGUUAGAGCUGAGGGAUUAGGGAAGGAUAAUUUUUGGACACUAGCAGCCGUAUAUGUGGCUUUCACUCCGCGGGUUGGAUGUCCCUAUCAUUAGUUUCGAUAUAAGAGAUUGACCAAUCAGACGAUAU